AUGGAUUCUGUACUUACGCAACGUCGCAACCUCCCUCUCCUUGCCACAACUGAGAAUGUCUCUGGCAAAACCUACACCGUGACAGGUGCCAAUACUGGCUUGGGCUACGAGGCGGCCAAACACUUGGUUGAGCUUGGUGCUGCCAAAGUCAUCAUAGCUGUCAGGAAUGUCAGCUCAGGCGAGACUGCCAAGUCUGAGAUUGAAAAAGCAACGGGGAAAUCGAAUGUAGCCGAUGUCUGGGCUCUAGACCUGGCAAGCUAUGAUUCCGUGAAGGCAUUUGCCGAGAAGGCUGUCACUGAACUGGAACGCAUUGAUGCGUUAAUCGAGAACGCUGGUGUUGCUGCUCACGUGAGGACUUAUGUCGAGGGACAUUGGAUCGGCAACACUGUUAACGUAAUGAGCACGUUACUCCUUGCCGUCUUGCUGCUGCCCAAGAUGAGCGAGACUGCCAAGAAAUUCAACACUCUGCCGCAUCUUGUUAUUGUCACAAGUGAUCGUGCGUUUGACUGCGAGGCUGAGUGGAACAGCAUCAAAGAUGACCCACUAAAGAAGAUGGAUGAUGAAGCGAUUCCAACCGUUAAGGGUUAUCCCCUUUCUAAGCUACUAGAGGUUCUAGCUGUUCGCCAUCUAGCAACCCUAGUUCCCGUAUCUCGCACGGGAGUUGUGCUAAAUCUAGUAUCCCCCGGUCUCUGCAAAACUAGCCUCAGUCGCAAUGCUCCGGCAGCCUUCCGGGAGCGGCUUGUGGAUAUGCAAGAGAAGUACGGGCGAACUGCUGAAGACGGUAGCCGGACUCUGCUACAUGCCGCUGUCGCAGGUAAAGAGAGCCACGGCUGCUCUCUUGACUCCUGUGAAAUUAGCGAGGACAGAGUUCCUAGCUGGAUUACCAGUGAGUAUGCCAAGAAGGAGCAAAAAGACUUUUGGGAAGCAAUUGCACAGGAGUUGGAGAUUGCCAAGCCUGGUUGCGUGAAGGCCAUCCUUUGA
Messenger RNA from Phaeoacremonium minimum UCRPA7, 981 nucleotides. RefSeq names its product putative short-chain dehydrogenase reductase family protein. Bases 1 to 981 code for a protein of 326 amino acids. Lineage: Eukaryota; Fungi; Ascomycota; Sordariomycetes; Togniniales; Togniniaceae. The transcript has 3 exons. The record is from RefSeq and is a predicted model, not a curated record.